Messenger RNA from Mytilus trossulus (common blue mussel), 1087 nucleotides. RefSeq lists its product as uncharacterized. Bases 41 to 1087 code for a protein of 348 amino acids. The record is from RefSeq and is a predicted model, not a curated record. NCBI's taxonomy places the organism in Eukaryota, Metazoa, Mollusca, Bivalvia, Mytilida, Mytilidae. The transcript is spliced from 8 exons.
UGUGUGCGGUUUUCAAUCAAUUGUUCUGGAUUAUAUAACCAUGAGUGGUUCAUGUGACCAUAUCUAUAUUUUGCAGAAUUCAACAUGCUACUGCGUUGUCGAUAAACCUGAAAUUAAUGAUGAUAACAGUGAUUGCAGAAAAGAAUGUGCAAACGCCAUCUACACCCCUUGUAGUUCCGGUCAGUCAUCUCUUGUGUUUACAUUUGUAAAAGAUUUCUACAUAGAGAAAUCAAAUACGUUUAUAGAGAAAGAGUGUCUCAUGACAACCAACAAGAACAAAACCAGGUUAACUAUCAGUCACUGCAAUGCAAAACAUUUAUAUGGAUGUGCCAAUACGUCAACUAAGACAAUACCCAAAUCAUGGUAUGCUUAUCAAGAAAUAUGUCUGAAAAGGAGAUACCCUGUACUGUUUAACAGAGAUUUCAAAGGAGGCGCUAAUGUAGAUCAAAGUGUCUGGACUCCAAUUUUUAGGUCACAUACAGUGGUAACUGCAGGAAAACUUUCAAGGACAGAUUUUUGUCUAGCUUUGUCAACAGCGGUUAUAAGUCAUUUUACUGUUAAACAGUGCUCAUCUGAAUUUCCAUUCAUAUGCUCUCGAUCAAAAAGGAGAAACAAAUGCGAUAUAAGUAUAACGAAGACAAAUCAUCCCCGUAGUGGUAAUUUUCCUUAUUCUGCUGUUAUAGCAGUCAUACUGUUGGUUAUUUUCCUGAUAUUUCUGAAUGUUAUUAUCAGUAUAAAAUCAUGCAGACGAAUUCGCAUGUAUCAAGGAAAGCUUAAGAGAGUAAACGAAAUGUUACCUGGUACAGAAUUUUCAAAUUAUACCGGAAUAGAAGUUUCUAACGAAGAGGUAAAUGAUUCUGAAUAUAAUGAACUAUCUGACAACGUGUCACAACCAAGAGCAAGUCAUCAUGCCAAGAAAAUAAACAAACAAGAAGACACUUUAGAUGACCAAGGUUAUCUGAUACUAGAACAGCAUUAUCACACAAUUCCAGAAGUAGAAGUACAUUAUGCUGCAGCAGACGAAGAAGAAAGAAAUUCCGACAGAAAAAGUCUCCAUAAUGAUGACUAUUUAGAACCUGUUAUAUGA